Miscanthus lutarioriparius is the source of this 1482-nucleotide messenger RNA. The record is from the annotation of a GenBank genome assembly. Lineage: Eukaryota; Viridiplantae; Streptophyta; Magnoliopsida; Poales; Poaceae.
AUGGAUGUAGUCUCUUCGGCUCCAGAGGCAGAGGCCCAUACGCUCCCUCACAUUGCCAUCUUCCCGUUCCUUGCCAAAGGCCACACCAUCCCGCUCAUCCACCUCGCCCACUACCUCCACCGCCACGGCCUCGCGACCGUCACCUUCUUUACCACCGCCGGCAACGCUGGCUUCGUCCGGGAGGGGCUGUCCGGUGCGGACGCGGCCGUCGUCGAGCUCACCUUCCCGACCGACGUCGCGGGCAUCCCUCCGGGCGUCGAGAGCGCCGAGGGACUCACGUCCCUGGCCUCCUUCGCCGUCUUCGCCCAUGCCACGUCCCUGCUCCAGCCACAGCUCGACGCCUCCCUCGCCGAGAUGCAGCCGCCCGCGAGCCUGCUCGUCACCGACCCAUUCAUGCACUGGACGAAAGCGCCGGCGGCGAGGCUCGGCAUCCCGAAGGUGUCAUUCUUCGGCAUCUCGGCCUUCGCGCAAGUCAUGCGGGAGGUGCGAGUGCGCCACGACCCGUGCGCCACGCUGCGGCCCGACGACGUCGACGCCGAUGGCCACCCGGCCACCUUCACGGUGCCCGAGUUCCCGCACAUCAAGCUCACCUUCGAAGACUUCAUGGCGCCCUUCGGCGACCCUGCGUCCAUAGCGCCCAUGUUGGAGCUCGACAGUAAGCUGGGCAAGGCCAUAGAGGAAAGUCAAGGCCUCAUCAUCAACACCUUCCAUGGCCUAGAGGCUCCCUACCUUGAUUUCUGGAAUCAGCAUGUCGGCCCCAAGGCCUGGCCCAUCGGGCCCCUCUGCCUAGCCCAACCAACAUCAGCUAGGCCCAAAGCCCGGCCCUCUUGGAUGGAGUGGCUUGACGACAAGGCGGCGGCUGGUAGAACCGUCCUGUACAUCGCUCUUGGGACACUAGCUGCAAUCCCAGAAUCACAGUUGAAGGAGGUCGCAAAUGGGCUGGAGUGGGCUGAGGUGGACUUUAUAUGGGCUAUUAGGCCCGAGAACAUUGACCUCGGUCCGGGUUUUGAAGAGCAUACAAAGGACAGAGGUUUGGUGGUGAGGGAGUGGGUGGAUCAGUUGGAGAUUCUAAACCAUAGCAGCGUACAAGGGUUCUUGAGCCAUUGUGGGUGGAACUCGGUACUCGAGAGUGUGGUAGCUGGUGUGCCGUUAGCGGUUUGGCCUAUGCAUGCUGAUCAACCUUUCAAUUCAAGGUUCUUAGUCGAUGAGCUAAAGAUCGCUGUAAGGGUCCAUACAAGUGAUAGGACAAUUAGAGGUUUGGUCACAAGCAAGGAGAUUUCGAAAGUGGUGAGGGCUCUCAUACUAGGCGAGGAGGGGGUGGAGGCAGCGAAGAGGGUGGUAGAGCUGUCAGCUAGUGCUAAGGAGGCUAUGGUAGAAGGAGAACAAUCAUGGAAAUCUUUCAAAGAGAUGAUAAAUGAGUUCAGCCUGAUGAAGCUGAACGGGAAUGAAGAUGUAAGCCAGGAGGAGAAAGUGGAUGCUUAA